Messenger RNA from Drosophila sulfurigaster albostrigata, 1153 nucleotides. RefSeq lists its product as uncharacterized. Gene Ontology annotation, biological process: DNA integration. The record is from RefSeq and is a predicted model, not a curated record. Lineage: Eukaryota; Metazoa; Arthropoda; Insecta; Diptera; Drosophilidae. Gene Ontology annotation, molecular function: nucleic acid binding. The coding region runs from base 50 to 718 and encodes 222 amino acids. The transcript is spliced from 2 exons.
GAAAAUAAACGCAGCACUUGUCAUAAAAUAUCUAGAGAACGAAUUAUUUAUGACUUUUGGAGUUCCGGAGACAAUUGUUUCCGAUAAUGGAUCCCAGUUUCGCUCAGAAGCCUUUCAAAAGCUGUUGCGUCAGUACGAAGUAAAUCACGUGCUGACCGCAGUUCACUCGCCACAAGCAAACGCCUCAGAACGAGUAAAUAGGUCGGUUAUAUCUGGAAUUAGAGCUUACUUGCGCCCUGAUCAGAAAGAUUGGGACGAAGUGUUGUGCAAAAUCAGCUGUGCAUUAAGGUCCUCUAUUCACUCUAGUAUAGGAACCUCGCCCUAUUACAUGGCGUUUGGACAGCAUAUGAUCACUUCUGGGUCAACUUACGGAUUGCUAAGGAAGCUAAAUUUGCUGGACGAUCGCUCUUUAGCGUUUAAUCGGCAGGACUCGUUUGACUUAAUUCGCGAUGAAGCCUCUAAACUCAUGUUAUUAAAGCACGAGCAAAACGAACGGAAGUAUAAUCUUCGUUCGAGAGAAGUUUCUUUUACUACCGGGCAAGAAGUGUACAGAAGGAACUUUAAGCAAAGUUGUUUUCAAACCGGGUACAACGCUAAGUUUGGGCCCGCCUUCGUUAAAGCACGAGUGAGGAGGAAGAUAGGCAACUCGUAUUAUGAAUUAGAGGAUCUGCAGGGCCGGUUGUUGGGAAAUUAUCAUGCUAAGGACAUACGGCAGUAAGUUUGCUUCAGGCGGAGUCAGUCUAGGGUACCAUUACAAUACCCUAGCCUGAUUCUAGCGGGGGGGAUUUUGUAACGACGCCUGAAGCAGAUAUAUAUCAAAUGCGUCCUAAAAGUAUGCAAGAAAUUUCAACUAAGGGCGCAGCUUUAAGUGCAUCAGCUGCGCUGUAAAGCCGAGCUUUAAGUAGUGCAUCAGCUGCACUGAAAAGCUCACAUUUGACGUUUAGCGAGUUGCACUGGAAAGCUCAGCUUUGACGUUUGUGUCACCACGCGCAUGCGCGGCUAGCUUAAGCUAGGCUGAUUCCGGUCAAAGCACUUUUCUGGUGACCGGCAGCGUGCAUAGACGCAUAUUGGUUGGUGUAAAAAUUUAUACCACAAGACACAAGAGGUUAGAAUUCUCUUAGUGCAUUUUGUACUUGGUCGUUUUCGAAAUUUU